GCAAGACAUAAGAAACAAAAAUGGAAUCUGAGAACAAUAAUAUACGAAAAAAUGUUAACAGAUCUGGACCUCGAGCACAGAGACGCCACCAAACAGAUGGAAACGCUGGAAAUUGCAGAGGAAGUAGAUGUUUGGUGUUGAUCACAGUGUGUUUCCAGAUUAUUUGUGUUCUUCUGCUGAUCAACAACAUACUGCUGCACAUCACCAUCAGAGCAGAGAGAGAACUGAUGAAGAGUUACGAGAGCACAGUUGAAGAGUUACAGAACAAUUACACUGAUCUACUGAAUGAAAAAAUACAGCUCCACUUCAGCUCUUUGAAUCAGAAGAACACAGAGCUGAAGACCAGAGUCAACAAUCUUACUGAAGAGAAAAACCUGUUAAAGACAGAUUUUGAAAAGGUGGGCUCAGUUAGUUUUUUCCUAUCCACUGAGUUGAAGAGCUGGUCUGACAGCAGACAGUACUGCAGGGAUCGUGGAGCUGAUCUGGUCAUUAUCAAGAGUGAAGAGAAGCAGAGGUUGAUAACUUCAUUAAUCAAAGAUAGAGUGUGGAUUGGUUUGUCUGACACAGAGCAGGAGGGCAUCAUGAAAUGGGUGGAUAAUUCAACACUGAAUAAAGGGUUUUGGUACAAAGAAGAGCCGAAUGACCGAGGUGGAAAUGAGGACUGUAUUGCGCUGUUGCCUGAACAAGCUGCACAGGACAACUGGAAUGAUUACCCUUGCUCAUCGAGGAGAAAAGGUGUUUGUGAGAAAUAA
Messenger RNA from Carassius auratus (goldfish), 752 nucleotides. RefSeq names its product CD209 antigen-like protein C. The coding region runs from base 21 to 752 and encodes 243 amino acids. The record is from RefSeq and is a predicted model, not a curated record. NCBI's taxonomy places the organism in Eukaryota, Metazoa, Chordata, Actinopteri, Cypriniformes, Cyprinidae. The transcript is spliced from 4 exons.